AUGGUUUUUGACGAUUUUCUAGACGCUGUUCUAGACGGUACCGGAACUACUCAAGCGUUUAAAUUAUCUGACUCUGGACUUGAUUUCGGUCUUUUCGGAGGUAUUCAAGUUUAUGCUGGUAUGACUAACCUGUUGACUCUUUUUAGUGGUUACGCUACCAUCUUGAAUAGUCUCAGCAACUAUUUAUAUUUUGAGUCUCAUACAGGUGACCCAAAAACUACUUAUGGUUUUAUUGUUGCUGAGGAAGAACAUGAAGAUUAUGUUGAUGAAGCUGUUAAGACAUGGAGUAUGGGUAAGGGCUAUGAUUUCUACACUAGUACCCAAUCUAUUGGUAAUGUUAACAUCUGCCAACAACUAGCGGAAGAAGCUUAUGGCCCAGUUAACUCAGCCGAUUUUGGUGAAUGUAUCUCAAUUUUCUAUGAUUCAUCAAAGACUAUUGAGGAACAGACUGGUUUGACAGAUGACCUAUUGUACAUCUACAAUAAUGGUACGGUUUCCUUUAAUGACGGAGACAAAAUCUGUAUCUCCAUUGGCACAGCAAGCGAAUAA
Molecule: messenger RNA, 549 nt
Organism: Kazachstania africana CBS 2517
Lineage: Eukaryota; Fungi; Ascomycota; Saccharomycetes; Saccharomycetales; Saccharomycetaceae
Exons: 1
Coding region: 1-549 (182 amino acids)
Source: RefSeq, a predicted model, not a curated record